Molecule: messenger RNA, 798 nt
Organism: Fonticula alba
Lineage: Eukaryota; Rotosphaerida; Fonticulaceae
Exons: 4
Coding region: 133-798 (221 amino acids)
Biological process (GO): sexual reproduction; regulation of DNA-templated transcription
Cellular component (GO): nucleus; Ste12p-Dig1p-Dig2p complex; Tec1p-Ste12p-Dig1p complex
Molecular function (GO): DNA-binding transcription factor activity
Source: RefSeq, a predicted model, not a curated record
CUUUCCCCCCUCCAUCCCCCUUCGCGUUCCUCCGGACCGCUACCAAAGUGUCUUCGGGUGUCCUCCCUGCCAGCCCUCUUCCCGCCCGCCCUCUCUGCCGCGGCCCCUGACAUCUCGGCCUCCCAGACAGCCAUGCACAGCCGAUCCGAUCGAGAGGCUAGCACCGAGGAGGACAGCCACUCCCCUACCGAUGCCUGGAGCGAUGCGCUCGCACAUUCGGACCAGCCGGUGUCGCGAGGGGCCGGCAGCCAGGCGGCCGGUCGUCCGAGUGCGGUGACCGGCGUGCCUGGCGACCUGGAUCCCCGCACAGUGUUCCUGGCUCGGUCCACCAAUGGUGUGGACUUCUUUCCGACGGUGUCUGCCAGGACCAACCCGGCCGGAGUCCUCGAACAGCUCCAAGACUUCAUCACCAACAUCGGCAAACUUCCAUGGUUUAGCCCCGGCGCCCUGGCCAAGUUCCACCUCUUCGAGGAGUGCAUCUCCUGUGUCCACUGGAACAACGACCGGCUCAUUACCGGCACCGACAUCGUCAAGGUCAUAACCUGGCGAUUCCGCCUCGAGAGACAGCCGAUCCGCGACCGGAAGAAGUUUGAAGAGGGCGUCUUCAGUGACCUGCGCUCGCUCAAGCCCGGUCAAGAUGCCCUGCUGGAGGCCCCGCGGUCCAUGCUUCUCGACUUCCUCCAUCGGAGCCGGUGCAUUCGUACGCACAAAAAGCAAAAAGUCUUCUUCUGGAACUCGGUCCAGCCCACCUGUGGGAAAAAAGGCAGCUCGCCCUGGUGGUGGCGGUGGUGGCGGUGA